AUCAGUUCAUUUUUUGCAUGUAGCUCCACCUCAUCUAUAUAUAGCCAUACACAACAUCAAUUCUCACACUCUCUCUCUCUCGUUUCCCUUGCCUCUCAUAUUUUCUCUCCUUCUCCUAGAUGGAGAACAACACUCAUCCAAAGAAGCCUCAUGCAGUUCUAUUUCCCUAUCCUCUCCAAGGCCAUGUAAUCCCCUCCGUUCCUCUCGCCGUCAAGCUUGCAUCCAAUGGCUUCACAAUCACUUUCAUCAACACCCAUUUCAUUCAUCACCAGAUCAAAAUCUCCCAACCCAACCCCACCGACAAUGAUGACAUCUUCUCGGAAGCUCGUAAAUCCGGCUUAGACAUUCGCUACCAAGUUAUCGGCGAUGGCUUCCCACUUGGAUUCGACAGGUCUCUCAACCAUGAUCUCUUCUGGGAGGUUUUCCCAAAAGUUUUUCCCACACAUGUUGAGGAACUCUUGGACGAUAUGGUCCCUUCAUCCGAACCCCCACUCACUUGCUUAAUUGCCGAUACCUUUUUCACCUUCUUUUCUAUGAUAGCCGCAAAGUAUAACCUUGUUAAUAUCUCCUUCUGGACUGAACCUGCUUUGGUUCUUACCCUCUACUACCACAUGGACCUCCUCAAAGAAAAUGGUCAUUUCGAUUCUCCUGAUAAUCGCAAAGAUGUCAUCACUUAUAUACCGGGUGUCCCUGCAAUUGAACCAAAGGAUUUGAUGUCAUAUCUUCAAGCCACAGAUACGUCGACUACGGUGCAUCAGAUUUUAAACAAAGCAUUUUCUGAUGUUAAAAAGUCAGAUUUUAUUCUUAUCAACACAGUCCAAGAGCUUGAACCAAACACAAUAUCAGCGUUGCAAGAAAAGCAGCCAACUUUUGCAAUAGGACCUAUUUUUCCAUCUGGCUUUUCCAAAAGCAUUGUGGCUACGAACAUGUGGUCCGAGUCAGACUGUAGUCAAUGGCUAAGUACCAAGCGUAAUGGUUCUGUUUUGUACGUCUCUUUUGGUAGCUAUGCUCAUGCUAGUAAGAAAGAUAUUGAGGAAAUAGCUUACGGACUUUCUCUUAGUAAAGUGAAUUUUAUUUGGGUGCUUCGUCCUGAUAUCGUAAGCUCUGAUGAAACCGAUAUCCUACCCGUUGGAUUUGAAGAUAAAAUCAAAGGUAGAGGGUUGAUCGUGACGUGGUGCUGUCAGAUUGAAGUGCUUUCGCAUCCUGCAAUCGGAGGGUUCAUAACGCACUGCGGAUGGAAUUCAAUAUUAGAAAGCAUAUGGUGCAGGAUUCCACUGUUAGCUUAUCCACUUUUGACAGAUCAGUUUACGAAUAGAAAAUUAGUGGUUGACGAUUGGAAGAUAGGAAUCAACCUCGUUGAUAACAAACCCAUCACGAGGGAAGAAGUAUCGGAGAAAAUCAACCGACUGAUGGGUGGAAAAUCCCGUGGUGAACUGAUGAAGAAGAUCGAAGAGGCUAGAAACACACUAGAGAAUGCAUUGAGCCACAGUGGAUCAUCGGAAAAUAAUUUCAGCCAAUUCGUCAGUGAGCUAAAGGUUAAAAUCGAAAAGCGACGUGGACUUCUCGUUAUUUGAUGAAUGAUGUUCAUAGACGUAUGAGAAUUGAUAGAUAGGAAGGGACAAUGUGGAAUUGUCUGGGUGGGGUUUUAUUGAUUUGUCGUCUUUUUGCAGUUAUUCCAAGUUUAAUAAUGGAAUAAAUGGUUGGUGUGUAGCUAGAGGAGCAAUGUUGGCUGACGCCAAGUAUUGAUUAUUGCAUAAUAUGGGGCACUGCAUUGUCUUGGUCUUGGUC
Messenger RNA from Ziziphus jujuba (common jujube), 1788 nucleotides. RefSeq names its product UDP-glycosyltransferase 86A1. NCBI's taxonomy places the organism in Eukaryota, Viridiplantae, Streptophyta, Magnoliopsida, Rosales, Rhamnaceae. The transcript is spliced from 2 exons. The coding region runs from base 120 to 1574 and encodes 484 amino acids. Gene Ontology annotation, molecular function: UDP-glycosyltransferase activity. The record is from RefSeq and is a predicted model, not a curated record.